CAAACGGCGCGGUCACACCGGCCGUUCCUCCCUGAUUAGCUAGCUAAGCAGUGCCGUGGCCGUAGAGUUAGAAAUUCAUCUAAAGUAUCAGUCUAUACUUAUUUAGUGACAUUACUUAGGCAAGCUGUGAAAAAGGGAACUGAGACUUCGACACUGGAUUCUGGAACGUACUCUUCAUUUCGUCGACAAAUGUGCUGUUUUCUCUGCACUAUAGGGGCUAGCUGAAGUAUAAGUUCCAAACAGACCUCGAUAAUUACCGGUACAACCUAGCUCGUAUUCGUUGUGCAUUGUCCGUGUCGACUCCUGGCGAGACUUAGCCCGUAGUGCAUCGUAAAGAUUUAAGAAUCACCAUGACUACCGUUGAACGCAAAAAGAAGAUAGGAGUAGCCCUGUUUGGCGUGGGGCGUGCUGGCACCAUCCACAUCAAGAACCUUGCCGCGUCUCCUCGUGUAGAUCUAAGAUGGAUUGUGGAAGAGGACACCAAAAAGGUCACGCCCAUCCUGGAGCAGCUCUACCUCUACGAUACCCAGGUCAUCUCCACCAAAGACAUUUCUAACGUCUGGAAUGACGAGAAGACGGAUGCAAUAGUUGUGUGUGUUCCUACUCUUCUUCACGAGGCUAUCAUACUAAAAGGGUUGGAUGCGGGGAAGGCUAUAUUUGUGGAGAAACCCAUCGCUGUCAAGUUAAAAGAUACCAGGGAAUGCUACCUCAAGGCUGCAAAGGUGGGCAAACCUCUGUUCUGUGCUUUCAACAGACGGUUUGACCCAUCUAUCCGUAAGCUGAGACAGAGGGUGCAGAAUGGAGAGAUAGGGCAGAUCAGGUGUAUAAAAUCAACCGCCAGGGAUGCCCCUUUCCCUCCAGUAGAAUACCUUAAAAUAUCAGGUGGAUUCUACCAUGACUGUGCUGUUCACGACAUCGACCUAAUUCUAUGGAUACUCGGUGAGAAACCAAUCAGUGUCUUUGCUCAGGGCCACGCCUUCAACGAUGCCAUCAAAGCCAUGAACGAUGUUGAUCAGGCGGCCAUUGUUCUGAAAUUUCCAAGUGGGGUCCUGGCAACCAUCGACCUUAACCGCGAAGCUGUUUACGGUUAUGACCAGCGAUUAGAGGCAAGUCGGAAGCCGAGCUCUAUCAAUAAAAGGAAUUAAAGGGAAUUUGAAUCUUUCCAAGUCGCUAGGUCCAUAAGUUCUAAGAGCAUAGCUUGUCAGCCGGCUGGCAGAAGGGCGUUAGUGCUCAAGCGACUUGAAAACUACUUUUCAAAUUAU
This is a messenger RNA of Strongylocentrotus purpuratus (purple sea urchin), 1262 nucleotides long. RefSeq lists its product as uncharacterized. Gene Ontology annotation, cellular component: cytoplasm. NCBI's taxonomy places the organism in Eukaryota, Metazoa, Echinodermata, Echinoidea, Camarodonta, Strongylocentrotidae. The record is from RefSeq and is a predicted model, not a curated record. The transcript is spliced from 6 exons. Gene Ontology annotation, molecular function: nucleotide binding; oxidoreductase activity. The coding region runs from base 351 to 1145 and encodes 264 amino acids. Gene Ontology annotation, biological process: NADPH regeneration.